GGAGAGUAGACGUUGCUCGCGCGCUUUUGCCGCCUAAUUCCAAAUUCGCAUUCGAAUCGUUCCAUGAUAACGUCUUUAACAUGUUGAUAUAACGUCUUUUCGGUUGACAAGUUUGAAUUGUUUUUUUAUUUAAAUAAGUGUGCUGUGAUUUUUGUAUUUCAUAUAGUGAAAAAUGUUAGCCCAAGGAGUAAUGAAGUUUUUAUGUUUAUUAGUGACAUUUUUCGGAGGUGUCACAAGUCUUCGAGACGUCAUGCUUCUAGUUGAGCCUUCGACAGUUAUCAGGGGUGGCACAGCAGCGCUAAUUUGCUCUCGAGAUAUGCAGGGGGCGCCACUAUACUCCGUGAAAUGGUACAGAGGCAACCAUGAGUUCUACAGAUAUACGCCGAUGGAAGAUCCAGACACCAGAGUGUUUGGACUGCCUGGGAUUUAUGUGGAUAUGAACAGAUCCAACGGUACUCAGGUGUUACUACGAAGACUGGACCUCACGUUGGCUGGGAACUUUAGCUGUGAAGUUACUGCGGACUCACCGUCCUUCGCGACGCAGAUUGCUACCAAAUUCAUCGACGUUAUUGCAUUGCCACCUAUCGCUCCAGUGCUGAAGGCUGAUAAGGAUCGCUACCAGCCAGGAGAGGUGCUGAAGGCAAACUGCACAUCAUCACCAGCGCGGCCAGCUGCCAACCUUACCAUCUACAUUAAUGAGGAGGCUCUCCGCUCAUCAGAAACAAGUCUUCAUCCAUCUGAGAGUGGUUUACUAUGGACCAGCGUCAAAGCAGACGUGAAGGUCACUCCAGAGCUGUUCCUCGGCGGCCGGCUUAGGGUGGCCUGCCUCGCCACAGUGUAUGACGUGUACAGGAGCUCAGCAAACCUGGACUUCUUUACACCUGAUACGGAUCCUCGGCCUGAGAGGAUCACCCUCAACAGUGCAUCCAAGACGUUCCAAAGCUGGAUCCUGUUGUUCCUUCUGUUCUUGCUGCCUGUAGUGAUGGGACAAGACUACAUAGUGCCCUUCGUUGAAUAUGACGAUUAUGAUGAUAAAUACGAAGCCGUGGCCAGGUCAGCCCUACUUGGCGGCUGAAUACAGACCAUAGUUUUAAUUUUAAUAUACGAAUUUAGUGUGAUAAGUAAGUAAUUGUAAACACGAUAUUUUAUUUAAGCACUGCGUUUUUGGAUUUUUUUUACGUUUGAGUGUUUAAUUUUAGUUUUUUUUUUUAAGUUACUCAUUAUGUAUGUAUCAGAACUGAUUUAUUCAUUCCAGAUCUGAUUGAAUAUUAUCGUUAAUUUUGAAAAAAGUAGUAUAUUAUUUGGUAAAAGACACUUUAGUGAAGUUAUUACCACGAAUAGCAAGAAAGUCUUAUUAAAUAGCAAUAUCAAGGUAUAUUUUUGAAUAUAAAAGAUAAACACCUAAUAAAAAAUAACCAUGUGUAAUGUAGACUAAAUACCGUACAUAUUAUAACUUUCUUUAUGUAAUUAAACACCAAAAGUAUUUUUUAUUAAUACCCAAUCUCACACACAAUCACUUUGUUUAAAAAAAUUCUUCGCAUUUUGUGUUUUAUCUGCUUUUUGUGAAGAGUUCAAAUUGCUUUACAUCACAAUUCAAAAAAUAUUAUUCUAACACAAUUUGU
Messenger RNA from Spodoptera litura, 1622 nucleotides. RefSeq lists its product as uncharacterized. The record is from RefSeq and is a predicted model, not a curated record. NCBI's taxonomy places the organism in Eukaryota, Metazoa, Arthropoda, Insecta, Lepidoptera, Noctuidae.